Molecule: messenger RNA, 180 nt
Organism: Babesia bigemina
Lineage: Eukaryota; Apicomplexa; Aconoidasida; Piroplasmida; Babesiidae
Exons: 1
Coding region: 1-180 (59 amino acids)
Source: RefSeq, a predicted model, not a curated record
AUGGUAGUAGGGCUGAAGGAAUGGUUAUAUCUGCCUGCCGAAUUCUCGGGUCUGAGAUUCGCUUUCACAUCCCCAGAUGAAAUAUCCGCAUUAAACACCGACGAGCGGGGGGCGAACGCUUCUAAAGGUAUAGAAACAGAAGAGUGCGACUGCUGGUCAGACAAAAGCAUCCUAGAUUGA